CGGAAGUAGGCCCCGGCGGUGUUACCAUAGAGACGCGCGGUGCAGAGCGGCGCAUGACCGGAAGUAGGCCCCGGCGGUGUUACCAUAGAGACGGCCGGUGCAGAGCGUCCCUCCUCCGCCGCCACCAUCGAGGAGCCGGAGCGGAAGCGGCGGCGCCCGGAGCCGCCUGGUCCCGCAGUGAUGACGUCAGCGUCCACCAAGGUGGGGGAGAUCUUCUCAGCCGCCGGUGCUGCCUUCUCGCGCCUUGGGGAGCUGACAAUGACCCUGCAGCCAAGGGCUGAGACACGAGAGGGGGCCAAGUGGGCGGAGCCAGAGCUGGAGCUGCUCCGUGGAGCCAUCGGUCGCUUCGGGCAGGACCUGAACCAGCUGAGCUCCCUCAUCAAGGAGCGAACAGUGGCCCAGCUCAAAGCCACCACCAAGAGGAAGCUCUAUGAGGACACUGGGGUCCCCCUGGGCCCCGACCCCCCCCGCAAGGGGCCCCGCAAGGGGGGGGGGCCCCCCCAAAGUGGGGGUCCCACAGGGGCCCCCCCAGAGACCCCCAUCAAGAAGCACAAAGGAGAUUUUGGGGUCCCCCCCCCAGACAUUGACCCCGAGGCCUCCGGGGACAUUGUGGACAUCGAGGGGCUCCCGGAGCCCCCCCCAAGCAAGAAGCUGCACCAGGAGCAAGCCUGAGCCGUAAGGACCAUGGACAGCAACUGCCCCCCCCCAUUGAUCCCAAUGGAGCCCAGUUCAUCCCAGUGAAUCCCAAUGGACCCCAAUGGGUCCCAAUAUAUCCCAAUGGACCCCAAUAAAUCCCAAUGGACCCCAAUAAAUCCUAAUGGAUCCCAAUGGACCCCAAUAGA
Melopsittacus undulatus (budgerigar) is the source of this 842-nucleotide messenger RNA. RefSeq names its product BPTF associated chromatin complex component 1 (gene BACC1). The transcript is spliced from 6 exons. The record is from RefSeq and is a predicted model, not a curated record. NCBI's taxonomy places the organism in Eukaryota, Metazoa, Chordata, Aves, Psittaciformes, Psittaculidae. The coding region runs from base 181 to 672 and encodes 163 amino acids. Gene Ontology annotation, cellular component: MLL1 complex; NURF complex.